AUCAGAUACGGUGUAACUCCCUUGGCCGACCUUUUGUUUUGCGAAAACAGGGUAACUCCGGCAGUGCAGUCCGCCAUUUCUAUGACACGGCCGUUGAUAACACAAGAUGAAUGGCGCGAUCGGCACACGAUAAGAUAACAUCAGUAGAUAAGCCUGAUAAGGCCCGCAUACAUAAUUUGAGUCAUCCCGCUACCGAGUCGACCCAGCAUACAGAUUAUAUCUCGGAUAAAUCCGCCUCGAUUUGGAGUCCACUUCGCUGUAGCGAACAAUGCGAGUGAUUUCAGCUAGUGUUUUACAUUGCUUGAAACUCGACGGAACUUCGCAUCAACACUGACCUCUGAGAGGUCACGGCGCAGUCGAAUAGACCGCAAAUACGGGGUCACAGCGCAUUGACCUGCCGUGCAUGGAACUUUCAUAUACAACUCGGGAACGGUUACAUUGUGUACGAUGUCCCGGCGAAAACAAUCAAAUCCAAAGCCUUUGAAAUUGUCAAGUGAUGAGCCCUCUAUCAAGGUUGAAGAUGGAGGACAACCAGAAGUUUCAGGAAAUGGGGAAACAGCUGGCGAGGGGAGUCCUACAAGUAGUCACCACCAGGGGGAGAAUCAAGGGGAAAUCACCCAGCUAUCUUCACGCUGCAUCCAGUCGCCAACACCAUCUGACUUAGACCCGAGUGACCGCCAUACAGAGACACCUGGUGGGAAGGAAGAUCAAAACAAUAUGUCAGACAUGGAAAAUGUGCAAGUAAAACAGGAAGUAAAUACAGAUUCAUCAAGUCCGACAAUGUUACAGGGCUUAGCAAAUCAACUGCAGCUGCCAAAAGAUGUUCUGUAUUUGAAACGAGUUGAGAUAACAAUGCACGGAAACACGGCUGUGUGCUGGGUGGUCUGUUGUGCCAUUCCACUCCAAGCUGGAAGCAGUUUGGGACCCUUUCAAGGGGAGGUAACCUCAGCCGAUAAAGUCAGAGUUGGCGAUUUGAUACUACAGUUUUCUGGGAAAACGGAGCCGAUACUUGUGAAUGUGACCGCUCAGUCUGGGGCCUGGCUAGCCUUGCUGAGAACUGCCACCAACAACACUGUCAAAAACACUUGUGUACAUCUUGAAGGCGACCGAAUAUGGUGUGAGGUUGUCUCUGACUUGGAGGAAGGCUCAGAGCUGAUUGGCUCAUUCCUGUACCAUGUAGAAAAUGAAUCUCCCCCUCCACAUUCGGAGUCCCCAAUACCAGCCCCUCCCCUGCCACCAGUACAGGAGGAAGAACCAGUCAAACCAGAACCGCCUCCAGCACCUGUGUCAAAAAGGUCAAGGUCACCGACAAAUCAUGCUGCCCUUAUUUAUGGUUGUCCAUUCUGCAGUGUGAGAUUCAGUAGUCCAAGGACGCUUCAAGGUCAUCUAGCAUACUACUGUUCAAAGAAGCCCCCAGACUUGGGUGAGAAAACUGCCAGGGAGGGAGAAGGCAGCAGUCAGAACGCUGACGAUAAUGACACAGACGAGGACUCUAAACCAGAUGCUUCAGUGGCAAUGGAUGAAGACGAGAAAUCAAAACUAAAAAGGCCUUUGGAGAGUGAUGGUUCUUCCUAUAAACAGGAUCAAGAUUCUCCACCAGCUAAAGUUUCCAAAAUGGGUCAAACGUUCAAAUGUCCCCACUGUUCAUACACAGCAGACAAACUGUCAAGCCUUAACCGUCACCGCCGCAUCCACAACCGACCUUCAGACGACACUGAUGAUGUUGGGAGUGUCCCGGUACCCCUAAGUGAGACCUACUGCAAAGACUGCAAUAUACAAUUCUCAUCUCUAAGCACUUUCAAAGGUCACAAGGAAUUCUACUGCAACAAAAGAAAUGGAUCUGACCGAUCGGAAACCCCAAAGAAAGAGUCGUGGGAAGACAAAAUCGGAGCUGAAAGCACGUCAUCUCAUAGUUCUCCUACUUCACAACCAUCGGAGCCACACAGGAAUAUUUUCCUCCCUUCUGGGCCAAUCAUGACACAGACUGUUAUUUCUGCUGUGUCAUCUGCUGCUGUAAUGCCAGGGCAGACGGCAGUUAUAUUUGCUGCUCCUGUUAUGGCAACCAGUGAUAUGGGUAUCACCAUGCCAACAGUGAUUGUCCAACCGGUAAUUGCUCCUCCUCCUGUGUGUUCUUCAUCUGCUGCCUUGAAAGAACCUCCUCUGUCUCCAACAAAAGUACCAACUGAGGCACACCAGAAGUCAAAAUCGGCUGCAUUGUGUUCAGAAAAACCUCUGGACUUGAGCACAAAGAAAGACGACAGUCCUGAGAAAGAGAAAUCUCCAAAGAAGAUCUUAAACAUGGCAAAAGACUCUCUCAAACUCAUCACGAGUCAGGCUAUUCUCAAAGAAUUUCCCUCACUCAUAGAGUGCAAGUCUCCACCUUUAACCUCCCCGAAAUCUGUUACCUCCAACCACUCAAGAUCACCUCACGAAAGUUCAAGGUCACCCCAGCUAGCUUCAAGAUCUAAGUCACCACAGAACACGUCACCAAGUUUGUCAUCUCGGUCAAGGUCACCGGAGCAUAUACGACACAGAACAAGUCCGUACCUACAGGGCCUAGCCCCCCACUUCCUGCCGAUGUCUGUGGCAGGCGUGACAGCCCAGGCAGUUGCAGCACUGCAGCCUCCCACAGCUGUAGCGACCAUCAGCAAAUGUGGUGACUGUAACAUAGUGUUUUACAAACACGAAAACUAUCUCAUCCACAGAGAACACUACUGUUCAGGGAAAAAGGCAAAAUUUUCCUCUCCCCCAAAAUCAGAGAGUUUGAGAAGCCCAAAGAGUAGUUCCGAGUCCGGUUCCCCAACACGCACGGAAAUGUUGACUUCUAACACUGACCAACAGAAGGAAGCAGAGGCAGACAUAGAUUCAUCUGAGGAUAUCUAUUAUCGCUUCUUUUGUGUCCCUUGCAAGAUCAAGUUCAGCUCAGCAAGCACUCUGAAGGCUCACAAAGAGUUUUACUGCCCACAUGGUAAGGAUAGUGGUCACUCCAUAGUCAUUCAAGCUACUGAAUCUAAGGAAGAAUCUCCUACACCUAAAACACCAGUUACCCCAGAAAUUGUGGACUUCCGAUGUGAUAGGUGCGAGAGUGUGUUCACGACAUCGCGCCUCCUGAAGCUCCAUCUGUGUAGUGGCGAGUCCACAACCAUGCCGCUCUUUAGAUGUCCACAUUGUGACUACGUCACUCAGACUGAUACCAGACUUUCAGACCAUAUGAAGGUACAUGCGCCAACAAGGGCAUUCAGGUGUACUGUAUGUGGUUACCGUGGCAACACAGUUCGGGGGAUGCGAAUGCAUGGAAAAAGUCAUAUUGACAAUGGUGAAGAGUUCACCGACGAUAGCAUGAUAGAGUAUGAAGAACCAGCGCUGAUGCCCAUUCAGACAAAUGGCCAGACCUCCCAUGGCCCUGUGGACAUGGAGGCUGAGCUGAUUAGAUUAAAGAAUGAACCAUACAAGAGACGCAGAUCUCGUAAAUCAUUUGAAAAGACGGAAUACAUCCUCUCCCCUGGUUCACUCCAACAAACACAACACUGCCCGGUGUGUCGUGAGGCUUUCCCCAAUCUGAAGUUCCUCAAUGUCCAUAUGCGAAUCCAUGAGAUGGCCCUGAAAUACCAGCAGGACUUGCUCAAAUGCCACAAGUGUUCAUACUUGGCCAAGUCAAAAGAAGACCUUAUAUUUCACAUGAAGGACAUCCACACACCUCCACAGUCAAGCCCUAGUCCUACAAGCCUCAAGACAUCUCCCACCCCCGAGCAAAGACCUCCAAGUCAGGAGAGGAUAAUACACAUAAAACAGGAACCUAUUGACCCUGGAUUUGAUGCUGCUUUUGAGAAAGAUAAGGACAGAGAAAGGGAUCUUUCCCCUUCCAGUCCAAAUAAAGAGAAUGUAAAGCGUGAAAACAUUCAGGACAGAUCCUACACCCCUAAGUCUGAUGGUACGCAGAGUGUACGAGCAUCUCCAUUCUCUCGUGUGUCCCCCAACUCCCAUCUCUCCCCGCUCAACCCUCCCGCAUCACCCCCUAUCAAAUCUCAACCCAAAUCGCCCAUGGAUGGAGCCUCCAACGGAUCAGGGCACGAUAGGCAUUCUCCGGAUAUUUCCCGGAAGGACAUGUCAAAUGGCUCCGGACCACAUUCCAUUAUGUUCCCUUCCGGGCCUGUGUUUCCAUACUUCCUGAUUCCACCCUCGAGUGUGGGAACAUCAGUUGUCUCCCCUGAACCCACCUCACCAAAGACAGAAAAAGGUCCAAAGUAUUGCAAGAAUUGUGAUAUUAGUUUCACGUACCUGGCCACCUUCUUGGCCCACAAGAAGUAUUACUGUACUGCAGCCAAGACAAGCGAGGAACUCAGUCCCUCUGCCAGUGCUUAGCUAGUCUACCAGGUUUGGUUACGAAAAGGAAUGUGUAACUAAUCUCUCAAGUGAUUGGUUGAAAUAUUUGACUGUGUAACUAGUCAUGCUGUGUGAUUGGUCAAGCUUGAGCAUGUCCCUACCUCUUUCACACCUAACAAAUCAGAAAAGGAGGCAUUGGUCAAGAAGCAAACAUGAAUUAUUAUAUAUAUAUUAUUACUCAAACUUACCGUACAUGGUAUAAUUAGCACUCUCCCCCACCCCAUUUAUUUAUCACUGUUAUUUAUAUCUUAUCAUUGCAUACUUGCAUACAUUCUGAUAAGAGUACCUUAUAUAUUAUUGAGUAUAGCAAUCCUGACCAAACACAAUGAUUCCAGUGAAUCCUACCUUAUGAACUGAUGAGCUCUCAAGUCACCAGCUAUGUCAAGGAUGUCAAACUAUGAAACAUUGUACAAUGAAACCCUGUCAUUCUGGAUCCUGUCAAUCACUGUCAAUUUGUCUGGAUUAACAAAUUUCUGGAUUUUAGAAUUGUGGUUACACUGUAAUAUUACAUAUAAGGUUUAAUGAGGUUUCAGUGUAUUAUAAGAAUGUCUCCCAAUAAGUGCUCCUUUAGUUUCUGACAUGGUUAGUCCAGGGUCCAGAUUAACAAAGUGUCCCUGUAUUGUAACACAUUCUCCUUAUAAGUGCUCCUUUAGUUUCUGACAUGGUUAGUCAAGGGUCCAGAUUAACGGGUGUAACUGUAUUGUAAGAAAUGCUCCCAAUAAGUGCUUCUGACUUGCCCAGGGUGCUAAUUACAUCUGAUAUGGUUUAUAUUUGUGCUGUGUUUGCCUGUUAUCCAGGGCCUUCUUGUUGUUACCCUGCUGUUGUAUAACAUGGUCUGAUAGUGCUAAUAUACAGAACUUUUGUCGGUCUUUGAUAGGUGUCUUUCUACUUGACCUAUGCGCGUGCACACACACACACACACACACACACACACACACACACACACACACACACGCAAUUCAUAUUGAAUCUGCAAUAUGUAUGUUACUUUUAGGUACUUACAGUUAUGUGUGUAUAUGUAGUUGUUAUUUCUUGAUAACCUACUCUGUCAAUUCCAUGAAUAUGCAUUGUAAAUCGGUAAUACAUCCUAACUGCCAUAUCGCCUUGCAAAUACUGUCAGGAACAUUAACCUGGUAGCAAUAACAAGACUUCUAUUUCAUAUACAUGUACCACAUGGUUAAUUCAGAUCACAGACAGUGAUACACUAUAAGGUAUUUGUUUGUAUGUUUGGAAGAAAGAUUUUGAAGUAGAACAAAUUGAAAUUAGUCUGAAUGUGUCAGAACAUUUGAAAUAUGACCAAUAAUUAUUUUUCUUCUUCACAUGUUGUAGGCCAUAAAUGCUGUUGGCUUCCUGACUGAUAUCACAGGAAUCUGAAGUUCUGAUUAAAAUAAGGAAAAAAGGAUCUUUUUACUAUCAAACAUUCCUCUCUCUAUAUAUAAACAUAUACUGAAUAAAAAAGGUUAGGGAUCUUGAAUAUUUUGGGGAAUAUCUGUUUGUAGUUAAGACUGAGCACACAAUUUUAUUAAAGAUAACCGCAAAUAUUCAUGAUCCCUAACUUUUUGGUUUAAUAUAUUUAUCUUCAAGUGGCAGUUAAAAAGCUGUAGUAUCAAUGACGAUAUCAAGCUGACUUGUGGAUUUCAAAUUUUGUAUUCCUUCAAUGGAACAUGUCUACACAGAUGAUAGUACAUUUACCAAGUUCAUCACUUGAUAAAGGUUCUAGCUAGCAUUUGUACUGAAACUUCACAUUAUAUAAAGAAGUGGAAAUCUAUUAUAUAAGUUAAGAUAUACCGUAUUCGAUGUAAGAAGCGCUCAGGGCGCUCUCAAAAUAAGAAAUAGGGGGCUCUUAUUAGAAUAUUAUUUUGGUUGAAAGAUAGAUUUCGUGGUUUAUGCUGACAGAAUGA
This is a messenger RNA of Haliotis rufescens (red abalone), 6284 nucleotides long. Its product is annotated as zinc finger protein ush-like. The record is from RefSeq and is a predicted model, not a curated record. Gene Ontology annotation, cellular component: nucleus. Lineage: Eukaryota; Metazoa; Mollusca; Gastropoda; Lepetellida; Haliotidae. The transcript is spliced from 7 exons. Gene Ontology annotation, molecular function: RNA polymerase II-specific DNA-binding transcription factor binding. Bases 448 to 4362 code for a protein of 1304 amino acids. Gene Ontology annotation, biological process: positive regulation of transcription by RNA polymerase II; heart development; negative regulation of transcription by RNA polymerase II.